This is a messenger RNA of Eimeria tenella, 2247 nucleotides long. RefSeq names its product RNA binding motif-containing zinc finger protein, putative. Gene Ontology annotation, molecular function: mRNA binding; snRNA binding. NCBI's taxonomy places the organism in Eukaryota, Apicomplexa, Conoidasida, Eucoccidiorida, Eimeriidae. The coding region runs from base 1 to 2247 and encodes 748 amino acids. The transcript is spliced from 8 exons. Gene Ontology annotation, biological process: mRNA splicing, via spliceosome. Gene Ontology annotation, cellular component: precatalytic spliceosome. The record is from RefSeq and is a predicted model, not a curated record.
AUGGACGGGAGUUUCCAAACACCCCAUGGUGCCUCAUCGGGCGUCUCAGGUGGAGCUCCGCCCCUACCAGGAGCCCCGCCUUCUUUAGGCGGCAUGCCUCCUGGUGCAUUUCCAGGGUCAACGACUGGUGGAGGCCCCCUACCCCCGCUUCUGCCUGGCCUCCCUUAUCCCCCACAGGCCUUGUUGCCAGGAAGUGGAGCCCCUGGGCUGGCGCCCCCUAUGAUGGGUCCGCCUCCAUCAGUAGGUGGAAGUGCCACAGUUGGCGAUGAAAGCGGUGGCCCCUCUAGCGCGCCUCCGUCUUGGACUUUGGAAGGUCGAGGUCGUGUGGAGGGUCCCCCACGUCAAGGCUCUACAGGGGGCCGCAAUUUGUACAUCCACAACGUGUCGAAGGAGGCACGGGAGUCAGAUGUCAAGGCUUUUUUUUCACAAUGCGGCGAGGUUGAGAAUGUGGCUCUGAGGGUCAACCAGAGGGUCGGGCCCAAUGCAGUGUAUGCCUUUGUUCUCUAUAAAAACGCUGAGGAUGCCAGACGCUGCUUCGAAACACUCAACGGGAAGACAUUUAUGGGGCGCUGUGUUCGUGUCGAAUACCAGCGGGGCCGUGCGGGUGGACGCAAUAGCGGAGGAGAUGAUGCAGUGUCUGAGGCUGGCAGCGAAGCCGUUACUGCCGGCGCGGGCGGAAGCAGCACCAAUAGCAGACGCUCCAAUAGGGGCAAACAACAAAUUGAAAGGGGGGGACAUCGCAACGACAGGGAUUGGGACAGGAGGGCCAGGCAACCCUUGAGAUCUGUUGAGGAUGAUCGGCGAGAUGGAGAGCCUCCGCGAGCAAGGGACUGGGGCCACGAUGAAGAAGCAAUGUAUCGGAGGGAGGGUCACAAUGGACUAAUGCCACCACAGCAACCGCACCAGCCACCACCGCCACAGCAGCAGCAGCAACCGCAGCAGUUAGAUGCACCUGUUGCUCGGGAGCCGCUGUUGCUGUUCCCGCUACUGCAGCAGCACCGUUCACGUCAGGGCAUUUCAUAUUCAAAGGACAUGUCCUCUGGCGCCCCUGGUAUUGCCAUGGCACCGGCAGCUGGAGGGUCGCAGGGAGGGCCCAGCAGCGCUGGCGCCCAGUGGAGGUGGGCGUUGGGUCGGAACGACCGGAAGAAGGUUUGUGUUACUGCCCUUUGCCUACAGGGAGAAGUGCCGCUGGAAUUGCAACAGCUUCAAAGCAUGCUGAACGUCAGUCACCGCAGUAAAUGCGAGGAGUUGGCACUUAAGCCAAUGGACGCAGCAGUGCUGCUGCAACCGGCGAGUCCAGAGAACGAAGCGCCUUUCAAUGAAUACGUAUCAUAUUUCAGGUCAAAGGAACGGGCGGGCGUUGCGUGUUUGCCCGGCGGACUGUUUUUGUAUUUUGUGCCUCCGGGUUUCCAAGUCUUCGACAAAUACAGAUAUCUCUUCCCGCAGCAUCUCAGGAACAGCAACUCUGUGAUGAUCGGGCUCCUUGGUCCCUCCCCCAGCUCCGGUACUGCUGCCGCUGCAGCUGCCGCUACUGGUGCUCCUGCUUCACAUACACCACCUGAACAGCAACAGCAGGCACAGCAGCAGCAGCCACAGCAACAGUGGCAACAGCAGCAGCAGCAGGUGCCUGGACCUGCUGUGCAGCAGGCGUGGCAGCAGCAACCUUGGCAGCAACAGCAGCAGCAACCAUCAUGGCAGCAACCUCAGCUCCCGCAGAGCUGGCCGCAACAACAAGCACAAGUGAAGCAGCAGCUCAAUAUGACACAGACAUGGCAGCAGCAGCCGCAGCAACAGCAGCAGCCGCAGCAGUGGGCUCCGGAACAGCUGCAGCAGCAGCAACAAGUCCCUCCGGUGCAGCAACAGCAGCAGCCGUGGCAACAGCAACAGCAGCAGCCACAAUCAUGGCACCAGCAGCCGCAACAGCAGCAGCAAACUGGCAACUCUCAGAGCAAUGUACCGGAACAGCAACAACAGCAACAGGAGGGACCAGCAGGAGGCAUUAGCUGGAUGCAGCAGCUUAGCAACAUGGCAGCCUUCCUAGGCCCUGUGAGGAGAAAGGGAGAAGCUCGUGUUGCACUCUCUCGGUUGCCCACCCUGCUAGGCACUUACGGCAUGGACGAAAGCGACGAAGGUAGAAACAGGGAGGCAACUGAAGGAGUAGACGGGAGCGAUACAAUAGAGUUGGCCACGCCAACACACGCUUAUAAGGAAUGGCACGACAGACGAGACAUGCAGCAGGGACUAUAA